AUGGCUGAUGAUGAGGAAGAAGGUGGGUUCGGUGGUCUGUAUGAGGACGGUCAUUGGGCUUGGGAUGACUCUGUGGAAGGACUAGUAUUUGUGAGUGAUCUGCCGCCAAAGCCAGUAGAAGCUAUCCAAAUACCAAUAAAAGCGCCCACUGGAACAAUUGAAUUCAGAGAUGAUGUCGAUUUAAUCGAGCAGGAUGCUAAAGAUAUAGUACUAUACACUGCUCCAGUUAACAUUUUAAGUCCCAUGUUAAUAAAUAUGUUACAUCUUCCCACUACUGAGAGAUUCAUUAGAGCGCUUGUACUUUGCUGUCAGUAUUACUUGCAGAUAGCGGACGAAAUGGCAAAUCGUAUUAUAGAGUUGGAGACGAAAGUACGGACACUACAAUGUGAAAUACUUGAAAAAGAAUUCCGGGACAACCUAUCGGAUCUGAGACUCUUAGUAGCUAAAGAGUACAGUACAAUGCUUAUUGGUGGAAAUGAUACAAAAAAAUUCCACCAUAUGGGACCACAGAAAAAGCGUAGAUCAUUAUCAGAUAAAGAUGCCCGGCUUUUCGAAACAUUAUUACGAGUGUGUGUUCAAAUUGUCUGGUUGGCUCUCGGGCGAAAAUCUUUUAAUCAGAUAGAAUUAGAAGUCAACCGAAUAUUUAAAUCUGAGAUCUUUAACGCUGUGGAACACAACUUGCAUACGGGAUACAUUGGGAAAAUGGCAAAAGAAGAACGUGCAGUUCUGCUCGGCCAUUGCGUGCGACGAGACAAGAAGCUAAACACGCGCUCACCACUCAUGAACGAAGUGUUCUGCUACAGAGAAAUAGACUACCCUCUUUUGGGACUAGGAGUCAUUAAAUGUACUCAACCAACUCCAAGGCUCUUGUAUAUGAUGCACGCAGUCGCUGGUCCAGAAGAGAAACUAUCAGAGUUAGGAAUUGUUCUUGGAAUAAUUGGUAUGCCGAGAUCGGCUUUCGAUACAAUGUUACGACCUUUACCGACCGCCUCCGAAACUGGGAAAUCGAAGGCUUCUGUUAUGCAUUUUCCUUCACAAUUUCCUGAUGAGCCUGAAGAAAUUCGACACUGCAGUGAGACUCAAAGGAAACGCUGGCUAAAUCGACUUCAAAGACUGCUCCAUCCAAAU
This is a messenger RNA of Brenthis ino (lesser marbled fritillary), 1128 nucleotides long. Lineage: Eukaryota; Metazoa; Arthropoda; Insecta; Lepidoptera; Nymphalidae. The record is from the annotation of a GenBank genome assembly.